This is a messenger RNA of Paramecium sonneborni, 1249 nucleotides long. Lineage: Eukaryota; Ciliophora; Oligohymenophorea; Peniculida; Parameciidae. The record is from the annotation of a GenBank genome assembly.
AUGAAAGAACCAAGAUCUUAUACCGAGAAAAAUAAAAGAGUUUAAAUUGAAUUUAAUACCAUUUAAGUCUUUUUAAACUUAAUUUUGCUUCUCUAUUUACAUUAUUUUACCAGAUAAGAAAAAUGUUAAAAUUAUGACUAUGAAUAAUUCAUAGAAAGUUUAAUUACUAAUUAGACAUUUAAGAAUAUAUUCAUUAAAUAAAUUAAUGAUAUUUAAGAAUCGUUUUGUUUAAUUUAAUUUGAGAAUAAUAUUGAACAAAUAAAAUUAUUAUUGAAUAAUUUAAAAAAGUCAGAAAGUUUUGCUAAUGACGAACAUUAAAACAAUAAUUAAAUUAAUAUUCCAUAUAAUGAUAAAUUAAUCAAUUAGAAUAAUGAAAACCAUUAAUUUAAAUAAAUUAAAAAUAAUACAGAUAAGAAUGCAUAAUAGGAGAAUCUUUUUAAUAGUAAACUUAAUUAACCUUUAGAUCUAAAUUUAAAUAAUAAAGAUUAAUAAACAAUAUAAAAUAAAUAAAAAAUUAAGGAAAUAGAAACAUAUGAAGAAAAUCAAGCAAAAAUAAAUUAAUCAACUGAUUAAAAAAAAUAAAGUUAAUCUAUAAUUGGUAUUGAUUUAGGUAUGAAAUAUUCAAGUGUUUGUAUAUAUAGAAAUGGUUAAGUUGAAAUAAUAAAAAAUGAAUAUGGAUCAAUAAGAACACCUUCAAUUGUUGCAAUAUCAAAUGAUGAGUUUUUAGUUGGAGAAGAUGCUAAAAAUUAAGCUAUUUUAAAUCCAUAAAACACAUUUUAAAAUGUUAAGAGAAUAGUUGGAAAAAGGUAAAUAAUAUAAUUUAUAUAAAAAUAGAUAUUCAGAUCCUAUGGUGCAAUUACAAAUGAAAAAUGUUUCAUACGAAAUUGUUAAUAAUACUAAUAAACCUUAUAUUUAAGUUUCUGAAUAUUAAGGAUAGAGUCCAAAGUAAUUUAGUCCUGAAUACAUUCAAGCAAAAAUUGUAUCAAAAUUGAAGAAAAUAGCAGAAGAUUAUUUGGGAUUUGAAGUUAAAAAGGCUGUUAUUUCAGUUCCUGUUACUUUUAAUGAUGCUUAAAAAUAAGCUACGAAAGAUAUUGGAACUAUUGCAGAUUUAGAUNUUUAGUUAUAAAAUUAUUUCCAUUAAAUAAAAAGAAUAAAAAUAAAUAAUAUUACUUUUUUUUUAAUAUCGAAAUAAAUUUACUAUGAAAGAACCAAGAUCUUAUACCGAGAAAAAUAAAAGAGUUUAAAUUGA